AUGUACAAAGCAGAACUACUACCGAUGCAACAUGACCAAAAAAGGCUAUCUGAAAAAUAUCGAGACUAUUUAGAAUAUUUAGCUAUACAUCUUGAAAAAGUGCUUUGCAGUCAAAUGCAUCUCCUUUACAAGUUAUGCAUAAAGAAAAUGAGAGUCUACAAUAGUAGGAACUAAUACCCAAAGAGAUUAUUCAGACAAUACCACUGCCACUAAAGAGGAAAAAUUGUGAAAUUCUCAUGACAGGAUGUAUUGCAAAUUCUGAAAGAGGAUAAGUUGCUAGAUCAGAAAGAGUCUAUUCACUCUAAUAAGGAACUAUUGUAGCUUGUUCUAGUUUAUUGGUGGUUUAUAAGUGUUAUAAGAAUGGACAAAGUUGGUGCACAAAAAUAUGAUGCAUACAAAGAUAUAGCGUGUGUAUACAAACAAAUCCUUAGUAAGCUUAAGAUUUCACAGAUUAUAAAUCAACUUGUAGAUUUUGAAAGGUUGAAUCUGUAUUUAUUGCUGCAAUCGCUUGUAAAAAUUACAAUACUCAUGAUACUGCUACAAUAGAUUAAUAGAAUUUUGAUUAUUUUAGUCAUGAGAUCCUUGAUAGUAAAAACAUUUUUCAUUUUGUUAUUUUGA
Paramecium octaurelia is the source of this 618-nucleotide messenger RNA. The record is from the annotation of a GenBank genome assembly. Lineage: Eukaryota; Ciliophora; Oligohymenophorea; Peniculida; Parameciidae.